Messenger RNA from Oryzias melastigma (Indian medaka), 2999 nucleotides. RefSeq names its product host cell factor C2 (gene hcfc2). Lineage: Eukaryota; Metazoa; Chordata; Actinopteri; Beloniformes; Adrianichthyidae. The coding region runs from base 118 to 2367 and encodes 749 amino acids. Gene Ontology annotation, biological process: chromatin remodeling; regulation of DNA-templated transcription. The transcript has 16 exons. The record is from RefSeq and is a predicted model, not a curated record. Gene Ontology annotation, cellular component: histone methyltransferase complex. Gene Ontology annotation, molecular function: protein binding; transcription coactivator activity.
CCAAAAAAAGUGAGACCUCUUUCGUUUUUCCACCUCUUCGUUAGAGUUCUUCUUUUGGGCCCGCCCAGAUCUUUGAAACGUCAACAGCGCCAAACUUCUGCCUCCUGAACGGGGAAAAUGAGCUCCAGAGUCGAGGAGCCGCAAUGGAGAAAAGUUCACUCGGUCACCGGCGUGAUUCCGCGCUCCAGACACGGACACCGAGCCGCCGCCAUCCGGGAGCUGAUCCUCGUUUUCGGCGGCGGGAACGAGGGCAUCGCGGAGGAUCUGCAUGUUUACAACACCGUGUCAAAGCAGUGGUUUCUGCCUGCGGUGAGGGGCGACAUCCCCCCCGGCUGCGCCGCCCACGGCCUGGUGUGCGAGGGGACGCGCGUUCUGAUCUUCGGCGGCAUGGUCGAGUAUGGACGUUACACCAACAGCGUGUACGAGCUGCAGGCCAGCCGCUGGCUGUGGAAGAAGCUGAAGCCGCGCGCCCCCAGGAACGGCGUGCCCCCGUGCCCUCGGAUCGGUCACAGCUUCACUCUCGUGGGGAACAAAUGCUACCUGUUUGGAGGAAUAGCCAACGACAGCGAAGACCCCAAUGGAAAUGUGCCAAGAUACUUGGAUGACUUGUACGAGUUGGAGCUGCAGACGCUGUCGGGGGUGAGGGGCUGGAACAUCCCUGAGGCCAAGGGCAGCGCUCCGUCACCGCGGGAGUCCCACACGGCGGUCGCCUACAGCGGACUGGGCUCUCCGAAGCUCUACAUCUUUGGAGGGAUGCAGGGGAGCCGGCUGAACGACACCUGGCAGCUGGAUCUGGACUCGAUGGUUUGGUCGGCGCCUGAGCCAAAGGGUCCGCCUUCUCUACCCAGAAGUCUUCAUUCCGCCAACGUCAUCGGAAACAAGAUGUACGUUUUUGGCGGCUGGGUUCCCGCUCCGGAGCCGCAGAGACACACAGACUCAGCGGUGAAGUGGGUCUGCACAAACUCCUUGAGCGUGCUCAACCUGGACACCAUGUGCUGGCAGAACCUGGGCCCGGAGCAGCCGGAGGACGUGGAGGCCCAGCUGCAGAGUCAGGGGCCCACCUGUGACGAUCCGUACGCCUGCAGGCCCAGAGCCAGGGCUGGCCACUGCAGCACAGCCGUGGGCUCCAGGCUGUACAUCUGGAGCGGCCGCGACGGAUACCGCAAGAGCUGGGAUUACCAGGUCUGCUGCAAAGACCUGUGGUACCUGGAGACAGAUCUCCCCGCCGCCCCAGAGCCGGUGAUGCUCAUCAAAUCCACCGUCAGCAUGCUGCACGUGGCGUGGCGCCCCCUGGCUGCAGCGGACUGCUACAUCCUUCAGAUCCAACCGGCGUGUCAAACCAGCACAGCCACCAGUGAUCCACACGGCAAAUCCACCUUGCCAAGCGGACCGUCGGAGCCGAGCGGGACGGACGGGCCGCCUGCAGGUGUGCAGUUGGUCCAAGCUCCAAGUGAGGGAGCCACAGACCCCGAAGACAAGGUGUGCGGCGCUCAGGAGGAUAUAAAGCUGCUGGACGUGGAGGAAGAGAGCGCUGAGAGGAAAGCAGAUCCAUUCAAACACGCUGGUGGACGGCUGACACCAGGAGAGCAGGACAGCAGACCCCAGAGCCAGCCAGAUAAUCAAGCGGCUGUGGCUGACAGCAGAGGAGGACCGACCGGACCUGAGGCUCAGGGGAGUCCUGACAGCGGAGAGUGGUUUGAUGUCGGGGUCCUCAAAACCCUUUUCUCUGAAGUCAGCCGCUUCUUCCUGCCCGCUGAGAGCGACCCGAUGACGGGCAGCAGCAGAACCCCAAACAGCAAAGAGCCCCCUCCCUGCAGGAAGCCGCCGGGGCCUCAGGACUAUCAGGGCAGGGAGCGGCGCGAGCUGCUUCCUGGCCAGGCGUACCGGUUCAGAGUGGCAGGAAUCAACUGCUUCGGUCAGGGAGACUUCAGCGCCGCCAGUGAGUUCAAGACCUGCCAGCCCGGCUUCCCCGGAGCGCCCUCUGCUGUCCGGAUCAGCAAGGCCAACGAUUCGGUCCAGAUCACCUGGGAAGCUCCUUUGUCUCCAUCGGGCCGGAUCCUGGAGUACUCCAUGUACCUGGCGGUAAAGAAGAGCCGCGCCGCCUCCUCGGAGCGGCCCGGCCAGAUGGCCUUCAUUCGCAUUUACCGAGGCACCAAGACGUCCUGCUCAGUGAACUCCUCCAACCUGGAGAACGCACACAUCGACAGCUCCGCCUCCAACAGGCCGGCCAUCGUCUUCCGCAUAGCUGCUAAGAACGAGCAAGGCUACGGCCCGGCGACGCAGAUCCGCUGGAUUCAAGAUACCAUAAAACUGCGGGAAUCCAGCAGUGCUGAGGCGGAGCAGGACGCUGCCGACAGCUCCAGCUGAGACCGUCUCCACCCGCCAGGGGAAGAAGGCUGUUCACUCAGGAAGACGGACUCUGAGACGUUGUACAUGUCCUGAACUGCUCCCUUAAUUUAUUCCCAUGUAUUUAAUGAAUGUCCUGUAAAUAGAUGCUGACUGACGGGAGCUUUCUGCUGGUUCAUUAUUCAACAAACAGACAAGGAGCCAAGAAUCAGAGGAGGUUCUGAAGAUGUUUUAGAGGGAAAAGCCCUGAUCGCUGUUGCUUCAAAGGAUAUGUAUGAAAUAAUAGGUCAGAGCUCCUGAAAAAGUGAAAGUUUAUAUCUGUAAAAUAAAAAAAUAGUUUUUACAAGGAUUUAUGGACCAAGUUUAUCUUUGUGUAAAUGUAAUCGCUGCAUGGUACUGUAAACACCUGUAUGUCUUCAUUUCAGGUAUUAAAGUUUUUUAACUCUAUUUUUUAUAUAGUUUUCUCACAAAACGUGAAAGCGCUAUGAGCAGCAAUGGUAAUCAUCAGCGGCCUGAGAACCUGAGAUAAGACGUAUCUGCAGGUGUAUGUGGUUCCUAAAGAAGUUUCAUCAUGUUUGACUUCAUCCAACUGUAUCAUGUUUGUCUGUCUAAUGUCAGUAUGAAAUUAAUGGGAUCUUUGACUUUAAUCCCAU